Messenger RNA from Drosophila guanche, 2617 nucleotides. Its product is annotated as transcription factor Ouib. The transcript is spliced from 8 exons. Gene Ontology annotation, cellular component: nucleus. Lineage: Eukaryota; Metazoa; Arthropoda; Insecta; Diptera; Drosophilidae. Gene Ontology annotation, molecular function: zinc ion binding; RNA polymerase II cis-regulatory region sequence-specific DNA binding; DNA-binding transcription factor activity. The record is from RefSeq and is a predicted model, not a curated record. Gene Ontology annotation, biological process: negative regulation of transcription by RNA polymerase II; regulation of immune system process; regulation of cytokine production. Bases 920 to 2392 code for a protein of 490 amino acids.
CUGAAUGCCAACAAAUUGUUGAAUUUAUUUGCAAACAAUGUUUUGAGUGGCGAUAGCGGCUGUGCCGCACUUGUGGCACCCACAUAGAUGAAUCGAGUGCCACCCCACUAUUUGAGGGGGAGAACUACCCCAUGGUCAUUAUAAUUGAAAACAUCACUAUGUCCUAUUUGGAGAAGGAACAUGAUAUGCCAGAGCUCAUAUGCCAAUGUUGCAAGCGGGACCUCGAGAGGUUCCUGGAAUUUCGUACAAAGUUCAUGGCCAACAAUGAGUUUCUGCAGUAAAAAAGGAACGCACUCCAACUACAGGAAUUUGACAGCGCCAAUGACCUGGUCGCUGCCGUUAAUAUCGAGGAUAAAGAGAUAGCUACCAAGCCACAGGUUGCCGAGGAUAAUGAGACGUACGAUGAGCCGCUGCUCGCAGUUAAACAAGAAGAGAAUACACUGGAAAUCGUAACUGUUGGUGGGGGUAAAGAUAAGGAGCCGUCGCUCACCUCCAUUAAUGUCGAGGACAACACGAUGGACAAUGAUGCCGAAGAGCCGCUGCUCACCGCCAUUAAUGCCGAGGACAACACAAUGGACAACGAUGCUGUGGCAUCGCUGCUCGCCGCCGUUAAUAUAGAUAAGGAAAUUGACGACAAUGUCGAAUAUAAAGCGAUGGACGAUUAUGCUGUGGAGUAUUCGGUCAGCCCCGAUUAAGUCAUAGAAAACCAUGUGGGUGUCUCGUUCCACCCGAUAAAGGCGAAGAAGGAAAGGAUGAGGACGGUAAUAAGAACCUCGUGGUGGAAACACAAUCCUCGAAUCCCACUAUCAAAAGAAAACCCAAAAGGAAUCCCAGACAACGGAAGAAGAGUAACAAAACUUGGAUCUGUCACAUUUGCGAGGGCGAGUUCAAGUGCUCGACGUACUUUAAAUUGCACAUUAUGCGUCAUUCGGGCAAGAAGCAAAUCGAGUGCGACAUUUGCCAUGCUACUACACGAAGAACGAAAUGCGACGUCACAGGAUCCUGCAUACGUGUGCACGACCCUAUGCCUGCCGCUUUUGCGGCAAAACUUUUCGCGGCUACAGCAGCAAGGCUGUGCACGAGAGGAAUCAUACCAACGAGCGUCCUUUUUCGUGCAAAAUACUGUGACGAGACGUUCAGAUCCAGCGCCACACGUCGCAUGCACGAAAGUAUUGCCAUAUUUGCUGAGGCAGCAAAUUGCUUUAAUUUAAUAACAUGUUCGCGGCAGAUACACAAUGCUGCAGCGAGAAACGUUUUCGAGGUCUCCAGAAACGGUCUGCUGGGAAAAAUCGAAACAUUAACUGGCCUGCUCCUAAGAAAUGAUGAGAAAUUGCCACAACUCCUGUGUCAAAAAUGCGAGCAGGAUCUAGAGGCUGCCUUUGACUUCCGUAGAGUUUGCAUUGAAGUGCAGCAACGGCUGGAGCUUGAGAUGGACUCUCAAAGUAAUAUGGUAAGCGAUUCUGAGCUAGGACCAGAGGAAUAUGUUGUAGAGAUAGCGUCCAUUCGCCAUAAAUAUGAGAUACAACAGGAGAGUGAAAGCGAUCUAAGUAACCUAGGAGACGAGGACAUUGAAGAGACAGCUUUUAUUGUCCAAGAAGAUGCCAAUAAUAACAUGGAUGCCGAUAAACAUUCGUGCAACUUGUGUGGCCUUCAAUUUGCUAGCAGAAUCGAGCUCAGGACGCACCUGUACCAGCUACAUGAUGUUGUGCCCGCUGGCAGGAACUUUGAUUGCAGCCAUUGCGGGAAAAGUUUUCCCAUUGCCUCUCGACUAACCAAACACCUCCGUUGCAUUGGUGCCGAAUUAACGCAUGAAUGCCCAAAGUGCGGUGCAAAGUUUCACAGCCAAGUGCUGCUGGACAACCACACGGGUCGUCACCACAAACCACCCAAGGAGAGACAUGUCUGUCAUUUAUGCGGAAAAUCGCUGGCCACGCGUUUCAGUCUGAAGUGUCACCUGGUGCGCCAUGCCGGCACCAGACCACACAAGUGCCAGCAAUGUAGUGCAGCGUAUUCAACGGCUGCGGAGCUCCGUUCCCACGAAAGAAAGCACACGGCAGUGCGUCCCUAUUCCUGUCGGUAUAACUGCGGGAAAGAUUUUCAAUACUGCAGCGCCCGCAGCAUACACGAGAGAACUCACAUGGAUGAGAGCCAGCGUCCAUUCCGUUGCGAGUACUGCAUCAAGUCCUUCGUGACCAGGGGAGACUGCAGGUCCCAUCAAAUACAACACACAAUGAGCCGCGAACACAGCUGUAACAUCUGCAGGUUAGGAUUCAAGCUUAGGAAACAUUUUAAGGCCCAUCUAAAAUCGAUGACCCACAAGACCCUAGAAGCGCGUGACAAAGCUUUAAAACGAUAUGCAUUAGGCCCACUUUCUGUUGUUGAAUCCAAAUGAAAGUUAAAAUGAAAAACGGGCCGGGUCUCCCGAGGAGCCUAGGACAUGCCGCCUUCUGUUUGAUGGAAAGAAGUUUUACGUUCACAACGCGGUGGUAAAUCAGGCCAAUCUUUUUGUCUUUUAAUGUUAUAUAAACAAAAAAAACGUUCAAUACUCGUGUAGAGAUCCCAAAAUUGUAUCUUUUCUCUUGUUAAAUCAACAGCGAGGGACUUUUACUUUUGCAUA